AGAAUGACACAUUGACAAAUCAAGUCUAGUGUCAAAAUUUCAAGUGCUCAACUCAUCUCAAUCCAUCCAUCAUGCCCUGCACAGGCCUCAACUGCCCUAAACCAACCAGCUUGGAAACCAACAAUGAAUAUUCAUAUGAAAAAUUGACGCAAACUGCCGAGUACCUCAAAAGUCUCAUUUCUUUCACUCCUCAGAUUGGAAUCAUCUGUGGAUCGGGUCUAGGAUCUCUUGCAGACUCGAUCCAGCAGAAAAUAGAAGUCCCGUACCCGCAAAUCCCCAAUUUCCCGCAAUCCACCGUGAAGGGCCACAGCGGCUGCCUGGUGUUCGGCUACAUCGCGACCGUGCCCUUGGUCUGCAUGAAGGGCCGGUUCCACUACUACGAGGGCUACCCUUUGGAAAAGUGCGCUAUGCCCGUGCGAGUGAUGAAACUGUUGGGGAUCGAGCUGUUGAUCGUCACCAACGCCGCUGGCGGGCUGAACCCGAACUAUAAGGUGGGCGACGUGAUGCUCAUCAAAGACCACGUGAACCUGAUGGGCUUCGCAGGCUGCAACCCGCUCCGGGGCCCAAACGAAGAGCGGUUCGGUCCGCGCUUUCCGAGCAUGAACGGUGCCUACGACCCGCGGCUCAGGGCAGAGGCUCAGAAAAUCGCUCAGGGAGCGGGCUUGGCCAAGGGGGUGCACGAGGGGGUGUACGCGUGUUUGGGGGGGCCUUGCUACGAGACAAUCGCCGAGAACCGCCUGCUGAGACAGUUGGGGGUUGAUACUGUCGGAAUGUCGACAGUUCACGAGGUGAUUGUGGCGAAACACUGCGGUUUGCCCGUAUUCGCCUUCAGUUUGGUCACCAACGAGUCCGUGUGCGACUACGAAAGCAAGGUGGAACCCAAGCAUGACGAAGUCAUCGACGCUGCAAAAUCCAUGGAGGCAGUCCUUCAGAAGUUUGUGCAAGGCAUCAUCGAAUUUGUCGCCAAGAACGGCGUCAAAUGAUCAUUUCAAUUUGGCGCCUGGAGCAGGGAUAUCAAGGAUUGAAGUAUGAAGAAAGAAAUGCUCUGUAGACGUGGCAGUGAGAUGGUUGUAGAUAAUUACUCAACCCAAAUUCGUCGCCAAGAACGGUGUCAAAUGAUCAUCUCAAUUUGGCGCCUGGAGCAAGGAUAUUGGAGGUUUGAAGUGUAAAGAAAGAAAUUAUCUAUGAACGUGGCA
This is a messenger RNA of Phaedon cochleariae (mustard beetle), 1196 nucleotides long. The record is from the annotation of a GenBank genome assembly. NCBI's taxonomy places the organism in Eukaryota, Metazoa, Arthropoda, Insecta, Coleoptera, Chrysomelidae.